Molecule: messenger RNA, 4291 nt
Organism: Poeciliopsis prolifica (blackstripe livebearer)
Lineage: Eukaryota; Metazoa; Chordata; Actinopteri; Cyprinodontiformes; Poeciliidae
Gene: map6b
Product: microtubule-associated protein 6b
Exons: 3
Coding region: 748-1875 (375 amino acids)
Biological process (GO): cytoskeleton-dependent intracellular transport; microtubule cytoskeleton organization; regulation of microtubule cytoskeleton organization
Cellular component (GO): cis-Golgi network; Golgi-associated vesicle; microtubule
Molecular function (GO): microtubule binding; calmodulin binding
Source: RefSeq, a predicted model, not a curated record
AAAGAAUAUAUUUUCAAAAACACAAAGUCUCAAGAAUUUCAAUGACCUGUGGAAAGAUUUUCUGUUUUGUAACCGUAUGGUUGAAGGCUGCACAUUAAAUCCACUUUGUUUCACUGAUUCUUUUCUGACACAACUCCAAGCUUUUGAUGUUUUUUUUUCUUUUUAUUGAUAAUAUAUUAGGCGGAAGCUAUUGAAAUCUGGACAGUCCUUGAAUUUCAUGUCAACCGAGGUGUGACAACCAUAAAUAUCCUUUUCACUUUUUUUUUACCUUUUCAUUUGUUACUUCAUUUACUGCCAUGCGCCUGUGUCUGCGUCUGGACGCGUUAAUUAAUGCUCUUUGGUUAUUUUCCUUUCUGAACGUGGCAACAUGGCAGCAGCAGCAGCAGCAGGGUUAACUGGAUCUCCUCCCUCUCCGCGCCGGACGGACGCAGACGGAGUUUCAGGUGAUGUUUCUCCGUACGGCCCACGCGGGGCAUCGCACAAAUGUGGGGUGGGGUCGCUUUGAUGCGCAACCAGGCGGCGAUGCUCACUCCACGGUUCGCCCCAAAGUCCUAAACUUCACCGAGACCGAGGCGCCCUGCAGAGGGAGGCGAGCUGUUCGAGGGGAUCUGCGGAUUUGGAGACUUUUGCAUCUUUUUCUUUUCAUGUGUUUUAUUAUUUACCCCCCUCCUCCUCUUGUCCACGGAUAGAGCCUUUUCCUCGCCUUGCCCAUCCUCUCCACUCAGCUUCCUCUUCGGGUUGAGCGCUAUGGCCUGGCCGUGCAUCACGCGCGCGUGCUGCAUCAACCGCUUUUGGACCGAGCUGGACAAGGCGGACAUCGCGGUGCCUCUGGUUUUCACCAAAUACUCGGAUGUGGCCGACGUGCAGCACCUGCCCCACCACCCGCAGCCCCGGCAGAAGAAGGCCGCGGCCAUCGCCAUAGAAACCCAGCCGCAUCCGGAGGAGCGAGAGGCCGCCAAGGCGCCGCCCGCGGCGGGGGGCGCCGCAGCGGCCAAAGACGACGCGUCCGCUGCGUCCGUCAUGCGCCAAGACUUCAAGGCGUGGAGAGUGCGCCCCGAGCCCAGCUGCAAGCCCCGGAACGAGUACCAGCGGCCGCCGGCGCCGUUCAACAACGAGACUCAGUACCAGAAGGACUACAAGCCCUGGCCCAUACCGAGGAAGCACGACCACCCCUGGAUCCCCAAGCCCAGUCCCACCGCCGGCUCCAAGCUGGAGCACGCGGCGGCCGCUGGCGAGAGCGAGAGCGGCGUGGAGAAGAGCGAAAUCGAGGAGAAGAUUCAAGAGAAGGAGUCAAAGGAGGCGGCGAGGAGGGAGAAGUCCGCGGAGAGGAAAGCGGCAGAGAAGACGGAGGGACCCGCAGAGGGGAGCGCAGAGCAGCGGAGAGGCAGAGCGGCAGCGGACGCUCUCAACAGACAGAUAAAGGAGGUCAUGUCGACUUCUAGCAGCUACAGGACCGAGUUUAAGGCGUACAAGGAUGUAAAACCAGUGAAGCCGAUCAAAGCUCCCUCCCAGUAUAAACCACCCGGAGAGGAGACCAGCCUGGAAACCAGCUAUAGUGCCACAUACAAGGGGGAGCAGGUGAAGGCCCAGGCGACUGACAACAAGCUGCUGGAGCGCCGGAGGAUACGCAGCCUGUACAGCGAGCCGGGCAAGGAGCCAGCCAAGGUGGACAAACCAACGUCUCGCACCAAACCAAAAAAGGCGCCGACAACAACGACCGGGAAGAUGAUGAAAAAAGCUAAGGAGAAGCAGGUUCCUGGUUCCCACCUGGCCAAGAAGAAACCGUCUGCGAACACAGCCGAAGCCACGCCAGAGGGAACGGUGACGAAGAAGAGCAAAGAGAUCAGCAACAGACUGGCCGAGGCCAAACAUUAGACAGGGGUCAACUUGUACGCUUUUUAGGUGUGUGACGACAUCGCAGAGAAAGUCAUUUUCUUCCUCUUCCGUUCAUUUCCUCACCUGUUGGUUCACACGUAGGAUCACGUUUGAAUGACGUUGAGCUUUUAGGAUAAUGCAAAUAAUUUCACUGUAAACCGUAUGUGAACGUGUGAAUGUUUGUGACUCCUUUGUAUUCCGGCGCACGGAACCGCUUUUCUAUUAUUGCGCACAUGAUUUGCACAUAUGAGUUCCACUUGACAUUAAACUAAAAAAAAUUAGAGUGCUUGUAAAGUGUUGUGACAAAAGCCCAGAGCGAGCCCUCGUUACGUUUCCAUUUUGCCUUAAAACAGUCCUGACUUUUGCGUAGGUUUCAAGCCAUAUUUCUCCAGACUUUUCAAGGAUCUCCUUGUUGGACCUCACCUUUUAAAGUAGUCCUUUUCUUGGGUGCCACUUUUUUUUCAAAUUAAAUUCUCAGUCCUUUUUUUUUAACUUGCAAAUGCUGUAGUUUAAUUUUCAAAAUGCAAAAAAAGAAAAGAAAAAUCCCAGAUUUUGCUGGAAUAAGGUUAAGUUCCAGUGAACUUAGCUAAAAAAAGAGAAACAAAAUGAUUUGCCUCGGUUAUUUUUGUUCCACUGGCUGGUACUCGUUAACACAAUACAGGUUAAUUGCCUAACUUAGGAAACUCUUUUAUGCUCACAUGAUCUUUUUGAAAACAAACAGUGACGUAUAGUGCGCAUCAUAAAAAAAUAAAUGAAAAAGUAGUCACUGAUGCAAAAGGUGGAUACAAAGUCUGGAGAACGUUUGCUCAAACCUGCUUUAAAGAACUCAAGAAAGUUUUGUGCAAUGCUAACAAAAUCUAAAGCUGCUGUCGUACUGUUUCUUAUCCUGUCAUGUAUUUUUGCAAGUUACCUUUAACCUAUUUUUUAUUAUAUUUUUUUUUUACCAUGAUUGACUGACCAUCUUGGGUUGAAAGUCCGACGCUCGUUACUCGCCAAAUGAGUGACUCUAAGUAGCCUAAUAAUUCGAAGCCCAAUUAAUCAAAAACAGAUCCACCUCCAGGCAUGUGAAAACCAGUUCAUCUUCGUUGGCGCAGAGAGAGCGUCUGCAUGUCAUAGCCUGAGAUGAAAAAUAAUUUAGAUAACAACGUAUUGGAUCAUUUUGAUGCUUUCAAAAAUUAUGAGACAGACUCUUUGUUGGAGACGUGUGCUACAGUAUCAGAUGCACAGAAAGGUAAACAUUAUUUACUCAAAUAUAUUCAUAUAUCCUUACAACAAUGUGGCGAGGGUAUAAUGAAAUGAGGGGUGUUCUGAAGACUUUUACACAGCACUGACAUAUGUCUAAGAGGGCUUUCUUCUCUCUGAAUGGAUGAUUACUUAGCUAAGUACUGACAUAAUUGUAUUUAAAAAAAAUCUAUGUAAAAGAGAUUCUUUUUUCAUGUCAGUGUUUUUCUUUUCUUUUUCUUUUUUUUUUUGCGACAAGCUCUGUUUUUUUCUGGUUUCCUACUUACAGUGCCUCUGCUGUUUGGUCCUGGUUUUUAUUUUAUUGUUCCGGGUGAUAUCUGGCAUAAUCCGGUUGGUUGUUGGGAAAUUCAAUUAACCGUAGUAAUGUAAUUGCUACAGUUUGCAUGCAAGACCUUUCUUUUGGUUGAGAGGCAGACUGUACGCGCGGUCACAGUUGCACUCUCGCUUGUAAAUGGAGCCUUUAAAGAUAAAUGUAUAGGUGAGAUACCUUUUUCAAGUAUAAUGCAUGAGUAGAAAUAGAUUCUGUUCACAACAAGACAUACAUUUAACUAGUAAUCUCUUUGAUUAGUGGCUGGUACUGCUGUAAAAAUAACCACACUGGCAUUUAUGGUUUCACUCUGAAAAAUGUUUCUUUUGAUCUAAAUGCAAACAGGUUCCUUUGAUUGGUUUCUGGAAAAACUCUAUAUUUUAUGGCGUUGGCCGCCACACACUCCUCUAAGUUGUGAUCAUAUAGUUGAGCUCAUUUAGGAAAAAUAAAAACAAUCGCUAUCUUAGUGAACGGGCUGAUCUCUCCAGGUGCUUAAGGGCAAGGAAUGGGCCAGGACUUCAAGCUCAGCUCUUUGAAAUGCUGCUGAAAGUUUCUGCUUCUCUGUGUGAGCUUGUGUGUGUGAUUCGGAAAGCUUGUUUCUGUGUCUGAUCUCCUUCAAGCCUGCCGCCCGCUAAGAUCACAAGAUCCACCAGAAGUGCUGCUCUGCACUCUUAACACCUUGGUGCUAUCUCUCUCAUCCUUCACGCCGUGGGGUCUGGACCGCUGCAGCUCCGGACCAGAUGGCAGUGACGAUGUCAUACAGGCUGCAGAUGUGUUGUGAUUCUUAUUUUCCUUUCUUUCUUUUUUUGUGCUUGUAAACUCAGCUUGCUCUGAAUGAAUUGAAUUAAAAUAAUGGUGCAGACUCCA